UGAACACGUAACUAACGGUUCAGAUCGAAGCAUUAUCCAUCAACGACGGCAUAAGAUCUAUCAGGAGCAUCAAGUGCCAUGGACACGCCAACACCCACUGCAGCGGUUGUAUAAAAACAGCACCUCACGUUUGGUGCCCUAAUUCUCAAAUUCCAAUUCUCGAUUUACCACCAAAAAUUGUCACUAGAAGAAAGCAGAAGCAGAGUUUCAUUUUCGUUAACUCUCUUCUCUGCAACGUAGCUGUUUAUCUUCCCUUCAGAUUUUUCGGGUGAAGGUAAAAGCCUUUUGUUUUAAGUAUGGGAGAUAGCGAAACUGUAGUUGCUGAAACAUCUAUGGCUGAGACUUAUGCUUCGGCUGGAUAUGCUGACACUGUCUCAAAUCCUGUUCCCGAGGCUGGUGAUACUGUUCCUCAGUCCGCUGAAGAAGCUGCUAUGGGCAAUUCAACUUACGGAUUUGGUUAUUCUAAUGUUGGUGAUGGGAAUGCAUACGCUGGGGAUCCUAAUUCUGUCCUACAAGAAGCCCAAUUCAAUGCAACAGAUGAUUCCAAGCAAGCUGUUGGAGUGACUGAUGCUAAUGUGGCCUCUAGUGGGAUUGGAAACACAGCUACAGAGUCUGCUCUAGUUUCUGACUACAAUUCAUCUGUAAAUGGCGGCGUUGUUGGUGAAGUGGCUAAUGAAGCAGGCCUCGAAAACGGGAAUGCAUUGGAGAAUAUUGAUGGGUCAGCUGAUGAGAAGCAGCUUGCGGAUGGCUAUGCUGCCUUGUCUGCUGAAGAAGAUCGACUAUGGAAUAUUGUAAGAGCUAAUUCUUUAGAUUUUACUGCUUGGACCACCUUGAUUGAAGAGACAGAGAAGGUGGCAGAGGACAACAUUUUGAAGAUUCGAAGAGUUUAUGAUGCUUUUCUAGCAGAAUUUCCUUUGUGUUAUGGUUAUUGGAAGAAAUAUGCUGAUCAUGAGGCGCGUCUUGGCUCUGUUGAUAAAGUUGUUGAAGUGUAUGAGCGCGCUGUUCAAGGGGUUACAUAUUCGGUGGACAUGUGGUUGCAUUAUUGCAUUUUUGCUAUAAGCACGUAUGGAGAUCCAGACACAGUUCGUAGAAUGCGUGCAACAGUGAUAUCUCCCUUAUAUGGCGGAAAAGCUUUGAUGGGAUUGCUUUUUGAACGAGGAUUAGCUUAUGUUGGAGCAGAUUAUCUUUCUUUUCCUCUUUGGGAUAAAUAUAUUGAAUAUGAGUACGUGCAGCAAGACUGGGCCCGCCUUGCCUUGAUCUACACCAGAAUAUUAGAGAAUCCAAACCAGCAGUUGGAUCGGUAUUUCAGCAGCUUCAAGGAGUUAGCUGGAAAUCGACCUUUGUCAGAAUUACGGACUGCUGAUGAAGCUGCUGCAGUGGCAGAUGUUGUUUCAGAGGCUACUGGUCUUGCUAUUGAGGGAGAGGUUCGUCCUGAUGGUGCAGAGAAUUCUCCUAAACCUGUAAGUGCUGGCUUAACAGAAGCAGAAGAGUUGGAGAAGUAUAUCGCCAUUAGAGAAGAGAUGUAUAAGAAAGCUAAAGAGUUCGAUUCUAAGAUCAUUGGUUUUGAAACAGCUAUCAGGAGGCCCUACUUUCAUGUACGUCCCCUCAAUGUUGGAGAGCUUGAAAAUUGGCACAAUUAUUUGGACUUUAUAGAAAAAGAGGGUGACUUAAGCAAGAUUGUCAAGUUGUAUGAGAGAUGUGUCAUUGCAUGUGCCAAUUAUCCUGAGUACUGGAUACGCUAUGUUUUGUGUAUGGAAGCCAGUGGAAGCAUGGAUCUUGCAAAUAAUGUUCUUGCCCGGGCAACCCAAGUCUUUGUCAAGAGACAACCUGAGAUACAUCUUUUUUGUGCUCGGGUCAAGGAGCAGACCGGAGAUAUAGCUGGUGCAAGAGCUGCGUAUCAACUUGUGCAUACUGAGAUUUCUCCUGGUCUUCUUGAAGCAAUUAUCAGGCAUGCCAAUAUGGAAUACCGACUGGGAAAGUUGGAGGAUGCCUUCUCUUUGUAUGAACAAGCCAUUGCAAUUGAGAAAGGAAAAGAACAUUCGCAAACAUUGCCGAUGUUGUUUGCUCAGUAUUCUCGAUUUGUUUAUUUGGCUUCUGGGAAUGCAGAAAAGGCGAGACAGAUUCUAGUUGAGGGGCUUGAGAAUGUUCUGUUGUCAAAGCCACUGCUUGAGGCUUUAUUGCAUUUUGAGGCUAUUCAACCCCUGCCAAAGCAAGUUGAUAUUGACUAUCUGGAAUCAGUGGUUGUCAAAUUCAUAAUGCCCAACCCAGAGAGCCAUGGUGUAGCGAGUGCAACCGAGCGUGAGGAACUUUCUAGCAUUUUUCUGGAGUUUCUAAAUCUCUUUGGAGAUGUUCAAUCCAUCAAGAGGGGUGAGGAUAGGCAUGCCAAACUGUUCUUGCCACAUAGGAGCAUGUCAGAGUUGAAAAAACGUCAUGCAGAGGAUCUCUUAGCUUCAGAUAAAACGAAAGUGCCAAGAACUUAUUCUGUUCCAUCACCUGCCCAAUCUCUGAUAGGUGCAUAUCCAAGUGCACAAAACCAGUGGACUAAUUAUGGAGGACAACCUCAAGCUUGGCCACCGGUGACUCAAGCACAAGGACAACAAUGGGCUGCUGGUUACACCCAACAGGCUUCUUAUGGGGCGUAUGCUGGAUAUGGGGUAAACUACGCAAACUCACAAUUGCCUGCCGCAGUUCCACAAAAUACUGCAUACGGAGCCUAUCCUCCUGCAUAUCCUGUUCAGCCGGCAGUUCCUCAACAAAAUUAUGCACAACAACCUGCUGCAGUUCCUGCACAACAACCUGCUGCAGUUCCUCAGGCCUAUUACGGGAGUUACUAUUGAGCUGACAAAAUGAGAUGCCUACUGUUUUCGCUGCCUGUAAUUUUUUCUUUCUUUCUCAAUAUUAUAGGUAAUUUGAUAUUAGGGAAUUUGGAGCAUAGAUGUAGUGUAAACUUGAGUAUACACUUAAGGUAGAAAAUCAUUUUGUCUGAGUUGCAAUUGUAUGUUAGUUAAAUUUGGUUCUUAAAAUUUUUUUAUUCAGUAUUUUUCUUUUCACUGGUCAGUGCUUGUUCUUUUCAUUAUGCGGAACCUAUUCAAUAACAAUUUCUU
Messenger RNA from Gastrolobium bilobum, 3104 nucleotides. Its product is annotated as pre-mRNA-processing factor 39-1. Gene Ontology annotation, molecular function: protein binding. The coding region runs from base 297 to 2837 and encodes 846 amino acids. Gene Ontology annotation, cellular component: U1 snRNP; commitment complex; U2-type prespliceosome. Gene Ontology annotation, biological process: RNA processing; mRNA 5'-splice site recognition. The transcript is spliced from 15 exons. Lineage: Eukaryota; Viridiplantae; Streptophyta; Magnoliopsida; Fabales; Fabaceae. The record is from RefSeq and is a predicted model, not a curated record.